This is a messenger RNA of Oryza brachyantha (malo sina), 1169 nucleotides long. RefSeq names its product transcription repressor OFP1-like. The record is from RefSeq and is a predicted model, not a curated record. The coding region runs from base 189 to 980 and encodes 263 amino acids. Gene Ontology annotation, biological process: negative regulation of DNA-templated transcription. The transcript has a single exon. Gene Ontology annotation, molecular function: DNA binding. Lineage: Eukaryota; Viridiplantae; Streptophyta; Magnoliopsida; Poales; Poaceae.
CUUGAGAGCAACUCGGCCAUUUCAUCAUCCUUUGUCAGCUCAGACUCAGAUUCUUCUGCAACUCAUCCUCCACUUGCCAUUGCCAACCUUACAAGAGAGAGUCACUCCUCCAUUGCCAUGCCCUGUGCUAGCUUAGGGCUUGGAGAGAGCGUGUGCCGGUACUGUCAGUGAGCGAGAGUCUGAGAGAGAUGAGCAGCCAUGAGAGGUUCAGGCUGUCCCAUCUGAUGCCCAACUCCUGGUUCUACAAGCUGAGGGACAUGAAGAGGCCCGGGGCGAGAGCGAGCCAGAGGAACGCCAUUGCAGCAGCUGCAAGAAGCUCCAGGAGAUCGUCGUCGUCGUCGAGCAGCAGCCACCACCACCACCACUACUACUACCUCCAUGGACAUGGAACCGCCACGCCCAAGCCUCUCCCGCUGUCGCCGCAGCGAUCCUACUACCCGUACCUGCUGCAGCCGAAGCCCAUGCAGCAGCACGACAGGCAGUUUCACAUCGUCUCCAGGUCUCCUCUCUACCAAAGAAGCCCCGCCGCCGCUGCCGGAGGCGAGGACGACGACGACGACGACGAGUUUCAGUACCUGCAGCUGCGUCCGAUCCGCACCAGGCCGCCGGCGUUGGCGUCGUCGGCCGAGUCCACGUGCCCGAGCUCGCCGAGGCUGAGGAGCAGGAGGCUGCACGUCCUCGGCGGCGGCCGCGACCGCGAGUGCAACGCCGGCGCCGCUAGCACCAGUAGUGGCCGCCGGAGGAGGAGCGGCGGCGGCGGCGGCUUCGCCGUGGUGAAGGCGUCGGCGGAGCCGGCCAGGGACUUCCGGGAGAGCAUGGUGGAGAUGGUGGCGGAGAACGGCAUGCGCGCGCCGGAGGACCUGCUGGAGCUCCUCGAGCGCUACCUGUCGCUCAACGCGCGGGAGCACCAUGGGGUGAUCAUGGAGGUGUUCAGGGGCAUCUGCAUCGAGGUUGCCGACUCCGAUUGCGUUGAGGUGUGAAGCUGCUACUACCGAUGAUUUCUGUAUAGCUGGAUUGAUCGAUGGAGCUGUAAAUCCAUAUGCAUAUGCGGUGCCGUUAAUUUGGGUGUUAAUGGCAUACGAUGGUUUGUGCUGUUCAUGAAUCAAGUAUAUGUAACUCAAUUUUCUUGUUACAUCGUACCCCCUCCUUGUAUAUACUACUCCCUCCAA